AUGCCACAUCAAGAAAGUAUCAUUCAGUUGAAACAAGCCAUAAAAGUUUGGGAACAUGAAUUUCAACGCUCAAAUAAAAGAAUACCAUCGAGACUGGAUAUAAAAGUGGACCCUAAGGUUUAUGAAUUAUAUAAGACAUAUAAGGUUCUAAAGGCUAAAACGAAUAAUCUCCGUAAUAUUCAGGAUAAAAGAGCAUUGGAAUCAGCAAAUAUUGGUAUAGAUAUUAAUAUGUCAGAAUCACAGUCAGAUAUUGAGGAUGUUGAAGAAUUCAACAAUGAAAAUUCAGACUCUAGUAAUAAUCAGCUUGAAAAUCAAGAUACGGAAUUGGGGCCAACUCCUCAAGCCAAUGGAAAAGUAUUGUCUUUUCUUGAUAUAAGACUAACACCGCCAGAUUCCUCGCCUUUGAAGAAUAAGGCAAGCAAGGGUACAGAUACGUAUAGUAGGCAGGAGGACGAAGUUCCAGAAGACACGUUCAAGACCCCAACUAAAACGAGAGUGAAUAGAAUUAACCUUCUGGAAUUGACUCCUACUAAUAACAGAGGGCCUAGAAACAAAUCAUUGAUGCAGAAACUUGAACAGGCUUCAUCUGCUAAAAAUACACGUAUUGAAAUGCAUACGCCUGAAGGAAAUAAAGUGUCUCUUUUGCAUAAUAUGGAAACGCCGCAAUAUUUGGCCAAAGUUAAUAAUAAGUUCAACUUCGAUAUGGAUGAUGAUUCCAACGACAAGGAUUAUGUAGUAGCUGAAGGCUUACCUAUAAAUUCAAUUUCCUCAAUUAGAUCGAAUAUUAUAGAUCCAAUUACGCCAACAAAACUGCCAGCAUCCUUAAACUUUCAGGUUUCACCAUCACCUUUAAAACCACAUAGGCUAUUCUCGUUUGGAAAUAACAGAAAGCUUUCUGAUAUUUUCAAUGAUUACAAAAACAUCAAGGAAGACCCGGAUUUGAUAAAUGGCAUAGAAAAUGAGGAAGAAGCUGCUGAAUUAGAUGAUAAUGAUGACAUCAUAGAUAGGGAUACAUCGACCAAUGUCCCAAAAAGAAAAAGAAUAACGCAAAAGCGUACAACCAGAAGAUGGAAGAUUAAACCAAACAUGGAAGAAACUAAGGAAGAUAAGUUAAAGAAUGCUAAUAUUCAUGAUGAAGUCAAAAAAAUUGAUGAUGAAGCCCGGAAGAAUCUUGUGGACUAUAUGGAGGUGAAUGACAUGCAUGAAGAGGACGAAACAACUAGUGAAGAAGAAUAUGUCCACCAAGACCCAAAUCAUAAAGAUAUGAAAGGAAAAGUUAAACCAGUGAGAACGAACUAUCAACGGCUCAAGAUUAAUGACCCUAGAAUAAAGAAAUUCAAAAAACGAAUGCAAAAUCGUAGAUAG
Debaryomyces tyrocola is the source of this 1365-nucleotide messenger RNA. The record is from the annotation of a GenBank genome assembly. Lineage: Eukaryota; Fungi; Ascomycota; Pichiomycetes; Serinales; Debaryomycetaceae.